Molecule: messenger RNA, 2800 nt
Organism: Linum trigynum
Lineage: Eukaryota; Viridiplantae; Streptophyta; Magnoliopsida; Malpighiales; Linaceae
Source: the annotation of a GenBank genome assembly
CUAAUUUUUUACACAAGGUUCGAAUUCCUUAAAUAGUACCUUAAUGAACAAAAUGAACCUAUACCACCCUUAUAAAAAAAAUCUCAAAACAGACCACCUAAUUUUUCACACAGCUUGUCAUCGCAGUAUAUAGUUUCUUGCACGGGUUAGCCAUACCCCCUACAAUUCAUCAUCUCAUGUUUACUUUAGAAAAUUUUAUUUUUCUAAAUAUCAAAGUUACUCAUAUCACUAAUUAAAAGAUCAUUUCCAUAUUUUAAUCGUUAGAUUUUUGUAUAUUAAGACUAGGAGGGGGUUAGCCACUUGACUAACGACCCUCCCUUAAUCACCAGUUCCUCCAUUUCCAAUCUCAGCCAUACAUUAUGGCUUUGUAGUACUGAAAAACUAUAUUGUUUUGUACCCUGAACCAAACCAUUAACAUCAAUCUAUAAAACAAAAGUUAAACCUAAUUAUGAAAAGAAGUUUCAUAGAAUUGCUCAAAAUCCAAAAAAAAAAAAAUAACGCAGUGAAAAAUGCUUUCCAUUUCACUAUAUACGUUGCACGUAUUAUUCUUUAGUGAUGUCACCGGAUGUUGGCACAUCCUGCAAGUGCGGCAGCACAUGGUCGUAGAGGAAACGACAGCCACCUACCUGACAUUUCCCGGUAUAACCUAGCUAGGCCUAGGAGUUUUGAGUUCAAUUUGGAGGAGAAAACAAAUUGUAUUGAAUUUAAUCACUGUGGGUAUCUUCUAGAACUCAUGAUCUCUCCACUAUAAAUAGAUUGUGCAUUUACACAAAAAAAGCCACACAAACAAAACCCACUAAAAAGUGACCAGAAAUCAAGAAAAAGAGCUAUAUUUCGCUGGCCAGGGAACUUGCCCUGUUGUUACCGACGAAAACCCGCAGUAUCGUUAUGCAAAUUCCACGUACACCGGCGUCGUGCCCGAUCUUGGUGACGACGACGACGACGACAGUAUGAUUAUGGUUGCCACCUGCGAUAAUGACCGCAACCUUAACAGUGGCAGUACUACUUCCUCAUGGCGUCAAGAUUAUCGCUAUGGCUCGGCUGCAAUAUGUGAACCGUCGUCAUCAUCAUCAUCAAAUACUACUGCUUUAACCAAGAAUACUACUAUUGUUCCCGGCCAAUGCCUACAGGUGACGAAUCUCGAGAAUGGGAGACGAUCGAGCAACUGUGAAAAUUACGUCGGAUGAACAGUGUAGCAGCAACGGUACAAGUUUGGUGCUGGAUUAUGAUGUUUUUCAACAUCUCGACACCAGCGAUUACAAGAGAAAUGUAGGAGGCAACUUGACAAUUACCUACAAGCAUGUGGGUUGUAUUCGCAACUAGUAUGAUAACUACAUGUACUAUGAAGCAUGAUAUCUAAAUGCUUUGCCCUAUCCGACUCCGAUGUAGUUCUCCUAAAUUUUCCUAAAAAUUUUAUUUUGGUGUCUAGUAGAUUUGGUAUUAGAGACGAUACUAUUCAUUUAUCCUCCUAAAUAAGUCUAGCUCAUUAUGUUUUUCCACCACAAAAAUAUCGAGGUAACAGCUCAGGCGAACGCAAUGUUCGUAAAAUUGCACGCAAUCUUCCAUGACGAAUUCUACAAGUGUUGGAGCACUCAAAUGGAGACAAUUAUCAUUGCUAAAGACUUGUGAAAUAUCAUGCAAGAAGGUUAUGAGAAAAUUACGUACGACGAGCGGAGUGAGACUCUCACAAGGGCUGCAGAAGUAAAACCAAAGCAAUACAAGGAUAAUAUCCGGAGGAAUGCCAACGCCUUGCGAAUAAUUCGACACAAAAUUAGCAAAACUAUCUUUACUCUAUUUUUUAGUCUAUUUUAUAAGUGAUUUACCGUUGUCAACAUACUUUCCCAUUUUGAAAACAAAGACAUUUAUAGUUUUCUUUUGGGUUAUAGGAAUAAUAUGCCCCUCUACUAUGACGUUUUAUCAAACAUGCCCCUCUACUAUUUUUCACAUCAAAUAUGCCCUUGUACUUUGAAAAAAUUAUCAAACAUGCCCUUCUUUUAAAAUUUCCAUUGAAAAAAUCGGCAAUCAUGGUUGAAUUGAGAUUUAGACGACCCGACAUCGGCAAAUGGGAGGUAAAAUGUCAGUUUUGUCCACUGUUUUAUUUCCCUGAGUUUUUUCAAAGUGAAAUUAUUUGAAUGAUUUGAUUAUACAAAAGAACCAAAAAAAAUCUAAAGUGAAUUUAUUAGGGAUAUUUUAGUCAUUUGUGUUGCCCAAACUAAAGUUCAGCCAUGCUUAACGGUUUUUGGAUGAAAAUUUUAACAAAAGGGCAUGUUUGAUCAUUUUUACAAAGUACAGGGGCAUGUUUAAUAUAAAAAAUAGUAGAGGGGUAUGUUUGAUAAAACGUCAUAGUAGAGGGGCAUAUUAUACCUAUAACCCUUUUCUUUUUAUUAAUGCAUUUGAAAUCUUAUUGAUCUGAAAUAUGAUUCAUACAAUCAGCAAUUAACUUAGAUAUUAGAAAGAUAGGGUUGUCUUUAAGGCUGGGAAACGGUGCGGUCUGGUCCAGACCAGACCAUAUAUACGGUCUAUGGUCCAGAUCGAAAGGCUGAAGUAUAGACCACAGACCAGAUCACAGAAUAUACGGUCCGGUCCAGACCACGCUUGUGCGGUCUAGUUCGGUCUUGUCUGGUCUGGUCCAGAUAGACCAUACUCAACGAAAAAUGAACAAUUUGUUUAGUCAACCACACAAACAAUUGAACUAAUAAUCAAGAAAAAUAAUUUUAUUUGCCUUAAAACUUUAAUCCUAACAUGCAUGAAUAAAUUUGAUACCCUAAAUCGUAGUACAUAACAAAGAUAUCAAGUAAAA